AUGCAGGUGGGUGCAGGGCUGCGUUUGACAGACGGCGCUCUGGUGGUGGUCGACUGCAUGGAGGGCAUGCGCCUCCUCACCGAGACGGCGCUGCGGUAUGCGCUGUCGGAGAGAGUGAAGCCGGUGCUCGUAAUAAGCAAGCUCGACCAAGCCAUACUGGAGCACAAACUGAAGCCCGAGGCUCUGUACGAACGUUUGUGUGCGAUCGUUGCGGCGUUCAACGGCCUGGUCUCCACCCUGCGAUCCGAAGGCAUGAGCGACUCGCUGGCGCGACCAGACGAAGGCUCGGUCGUGUUCGCCUCGGGUCUCCAUGGCUGGGGCUUCACACUGCACACAUUCGCCGAGAGGCUCCGGAAGGCACUUGGCGGUGAAGGCGAGGCGGCGCAAAUCACAAAGCGUCUGUGGGGUGACCACUUCUAUGACCCCGACACGAAGACAUGGCUUACGACCAGUGUAUGCCACACGACGGGUAAGAAGCUGCGCCGCGGCUUUUGUCGGUUCGUGCUGGAACCCAUCUACAAGAUCAUCCGCGGAUGCCUGGGCGGGUCCGAUAAGCGUCGAUUCCGCAAGACACACCUCCGCCAGCUGGACAUCAAACUCGACGGCUACGACCACAUCUCUGAUGCCACGGAAGUGAUGAAGAGCACAAUGGCCACGCUUCUUCCGCUACCCGGUGCGUUGGUGAAGACGAUCGCUGAGCAUUUGCCAUCGCCUAUGGAGGCCCAAGUGUACCGCGCGGAGGUACUGUACGCGGGCUCAGCGGACGACGAAUGCUCCAUGGCCAUCGCGCGCUGUGACGAAGACGGACCGCUGAUGCUGCACAUUGCCAAGCUUGUGCUAUCUCCGGGGCACGACGCCAAGGAGCGAACCUUCUACGCUUUGGGUCGCGUGUUCGCAGGCACCGUCGUGCGCGUCUUGGCUUCAUCACACAACCGAUUCUACUGGGACAGGCCCGAGAGCAAGCUGGGGUCGGUGGCGGGCCUAUACGCUGUCGUGCACGGUCGCUUCGAGCCCGUGGAUGCUGCCACGGCAGGCGACAUUGUGAUCCUUCCAGACGACUGCUUCUUCGACUCCGGCACCAUCACCUCGAGCGAUAUCACGCUCAAGCACAGCUUCAGGCCUAUACUGAGACCUUCUUUCGUCAUAGGGACAGCGCUUCAGUUAAAGUGUUGGCUGGACGAAUACGCUGACGAGGGGCUGGUGAUCUGCGGCGCGGGCACGCAGCCCCUAGAGCUCCUCGUGGGCCGGGCGACCACAUAUCUUGCCUCGCUGGGGGUCGAGUUCACUUCGCACUCGGCACCGGCGGUCUCCCUGCGAGAGACCGUGACCGCCCCGUCGAGCCAGGUGUGCCUCACCAAGUCGCCCAACAAAAACAACCGACUGUACAUGACCGCGGAGCCCCUCCCGCCGGGUCUGGCCGACGCCAUCGACACCCAUGACGUCGAUCCGUCUGCAGAUCCGCACAUUCUCAGCCGCCAGCUCUACACCUGGAACGUCGUGAUGUGGGGCUGGGGACCGAACGAAAGGGGUCCCAAUGCGCUGUUCGACAUGGUGCUGGACACCGGCCGGUACUGCUACCCGUACCGUCACGAGGUGAAGAGCGCCGUCGUGUCAGGGUUCAACUUCGCAACGCAGGAGGGCGUCUUGUGCGGCGAGCCCGUACGCGGCGUGCGCUUCAACCUGGUGGACACCACCCUGCACCCCGAUGCCAGGCGAAGAGGCGCCGGUCAGAUAAUACCAACGGCUCGUCGCGGGGUGUGGGCCGCGCUAAUGGCCGCGCAGCCGCGGCUCAUGGAGCCCGUCUAUCUGAUCGAGGCUCGCGCGAACGAGGCCAACAUCGACGCCGCGUGCGCCCUCAUCGCCCAACGGCGCGGCCAAGUUCUCUCGCCUCAUCCGGACCGCCGCACCAACGUCAACGACAGCACUGGCGGCCUGACCACCGACCACAAUGAGCCAAAGCACGCGAUAGUGGCGUACCUGCCGGUGGCCGAGUCAUUGGGCUUCUGGGCUGCUCUCCGCGAGGCCACUGGAGGCGCCAACGUGCAAUUCGUGUUCGACCACUGGCAGCUGGUGGAGGGAGAUCCACGCGACCCAAGCAGCCGCGCGGGACAGCUGGUGCUCGGCGUGCGACGACGCAAGGGCCUCAAGGAGGAGAUCCCCUCCCUCGACGACCUUGUGGACAAGCUCUGA
This is a messenger RNA of Acanthamoeba castellanii str. Neff, 2190 nucleotides long. Its product is annotated as elongation factor 2, putative. Lineage: Eukaryota; Discosea; Longamoebia; Acanthamoebidae. Gene Ontology annotation, molecular function: GTP binding; translation elongation factor activity; GTPase activity. The transcript has 11 exons. Gene Ontology annotation, biological process: translational elongation. Bases 1 to 2190 code for a protein of 729 amino acids. Gene Ontology annotation, cellular component: cytosol; ribonucleoprotein complex. The record is from RefSeq and is a predicted model, not a curated record.